Carassius auratus (goldfish) is the source of this 1830-nucleotide messenger RNA. RefSeq names its product tropomyosin 4a (gene tpm4a). The coding region runs from base 373 to 1119 and encodes 248 amino acids. Lineage: Eukaryota; Metazoa; Chordata; Actinopteri; Cypriniformes; Cyprinidae. The record is from RefSeq and is a predicted model, not a curated record. The transcript is spliced from 8 exons.
UCCUCACAUUCCAAUGUCUCCAUGAGACAGAAAUAACCUCCAGCGAAGACACUUUUUUUGUUCACUGAACCGUUUUGUAUUAAUCCGGAUUGAGAAGGAUUUGGAUAGCACAUUUCGUUUCGUUUUCACUCCUUUUUUUCUUUUCUUUUUUUGCACUGGCCAUUCAAGUACCUUAGCAACCGUUAUUUUUGUAACAUCCCUAUAUUCGGGAUUAUAUAUAUGUUUCUGGUAUUUACAUUCUGAUUUAUUUAUUUUUUUAUAGCCAUUUGAAAAGUUAAGCGUUGUUUUUGCGCAUAGUUUAUAUUUUUCCUGACCACAGUCGGAGUUAGUUUCGCUUUUUAGUAGUAAAUAUAAUAUAGUUAAGUAUCUAAAAUGACAGGUGUGACUUCUUUGGACGCAGUGAAGAGAAAGAUCCAGACUUUGCAGCAGCAGGCGGAUGACGCAGAAGAUCGAGCUCUGGUUCUACAGCGCGAGCUGGACAAUGAGCGCGAGCUCCGGGAAAAAGCUGAGGGUGAUGUGGCGGGUCUGAACCGCAGGAUUCAGCUGGUGGAGGAGGAACUGGAUCGUGCUCAGGAGAGGCUGGCAACUGCACUGCAGAAACUGGAAGAGGCGGAGAAAGCAGCAGACGAGAGCGAGAGAGGCAUGAAGGUAAUCGAGAACCGUGCCACGAAGGACGAGGAGAAGAUGGAGAUCCAGGAGAUGCAGCUGAAGGAGGCCAAACACAUCGCCGAGGAGGCUGACCGCAAAUACGAAGAGGUGGCCCGUAAACUGGUGAUUCUUGAGGGCGAGCUGGAGCGAGCUGAGGAGAGAGCCGAAGUCGCUGAAUGCAAAGCUAGUGAUUUGGAGGAGGAAUUGAAAAACGUUACCAACAACCUUAAAUCCCUAGAGGCUCAAGCAGAGAAAUACUCAGAAAAAGAAGACAAGUAUGAAGAGGAAAUUAAAGUUCUUAGUGACAAGCUGAAGGAGGCUGAGACCCGCGCAGAGUUUGCAGAGAGGACAGUGGCCAAACUGGAAAAAUCCAUCGAUGACCUGGAAGAAAAAUUAUCUACUGCAAAAGAAGAAAACCUCGGAAUGCAUCAAGUGCUGGAUCAGACGCUUCAGGAGCUCAACAGCUUAUAAGAGACACGAUGAGAGAGAACGACGUCCAUCUUGCAACAUUCCACAAAUACUUUGCUUCAUUCCAACUCGCAAAAUCUAUUGAGCCCUGUUUUCUCACAGAAUAGGUUAAUAAUUUAAUUUUUCAUCUGAGGUAUUUCUUUUGCGCUUUUAUACAAGUUAGCUCGAUAUCGCUAUUUGCUAAAAUAGCCAAACAUCCUGAGGUGCUAUAUCCCGAGUUUUCCCACUAAAACAUGGUUAUAAGUAGUUUAAUAAAUGCCAUACCGCAUGGAAAGUGAAUAUGUUAAUGUGCUGAGCAGAAAUUCCCUUGAAGUUUCGCUAUUAAUGUAUUCCGGUCAAAUGAAGACAUCAAUGAUGGUGCUUUCAUUGCAGUGUUGCUAUUGUGUACAUCAUGCGCGCCAUCUCCUGGCCACGUGAUGCACUGCAGUACAUUACUCCACUGAUACUUCUUUUUUGCUUUUUAUUUUUCUCAUAUAUUUUUUUUAAUACGAUGGUAUUUUUUACAUGCACACAGUACCAUGGCAUAUUUAAAAGUACCUGAAUAAUUUUGUGUAACCACAACAUAAAGCGGCCCAAACAAAGACCAAAGAAAUAUUAGCUCUUCCCUUUUUUUUUGUGUGAAUGCGUUGUUGCUUUUUUCUUGUCAAAUGAGUAUUUCAAAAUGCCUCAAAGUUUCUUUUCCACUUUCUGUGUAAUACAUUUUUAUAAAAAGCC